This is a messenger RNA of Closterium sp. Naga37s-1, 494 nucleotides long. The record is from the annotation of a GenBank genome assembly. NCBI's taxonomy places the organism in Eukaryota, Viridiplantae, Streptophyta, Zygnematophyceae, Desmidiales, Closteriaceae.
UCUCGUUCCGUCCCGGUGCCCCUCAGAAUCUUUCCCCCUUUGACCGCGCUUUCCCUCGCUAUCUUUCCCCACCCCAAAUUCUUUUCCUCGUCUCCUCUCCAACCUUUUUUGUCCCUUAUCAGGAAGUUCAAUCUAUUCCGAACGUGGUUUGUAACCCAGUGAGCGAGGAGGUCACCUUUCGGGCGAGCAAACUGGAGGAUGGUGGCAUUCUGUGUGUGCAGAAGAGGCUUUCCAAGCAGGAUACGUAUGAUGAUGUGGUGCGUGAGCUGGCAGAGAAGCUUAAGCUACACGACCCUUCAACAAUCCGCCUCACGGCGCACAACUGCUACUUGCAGCAGCCGAAGCAGUCGCCCGUCAAGUUCCGCGGUGUUGAUAGCCUUGAGGACUUGCUCACCCACCACGACCAGACAACGGAUAUUGUCUACUUUGAAACGCUGGAAAUUCCGCUGCCCAAGCUAGAGCGUCUCAAGUCUCUCGGCAUUGUGCUUCCUGCU